Messenger RNA from Pelecanus crispus (Dalmatian pelican), 624 nucleotides. The record is from RefSeq and is a predicted model, not a curated record. NCBI's taxonomy places the organism in Eukaryota, Metazoa, Chordata, Aves, Pelecaniformes, Pelecanidae.
GGACUAUUGAGCUGGCUGAAAAACACCGAGCAAUCAGGACUUUAUGAGUAUAAAGUCUUCGGUGGUCUUGCUGACUGUCCCCCAAAACUGUUCGUGGAUGUCUAUAUGGAUUUAAAAUUCAGAAAACAAUGGGAUCCGUACGUUAAAGAACUAUAUGAGAAAACAUGUGAUGGUGAAAGAGUGAUCUACUGGGAAGUGAACUACCCUUUUCCUUUCUCAAACAGAGAUUAUGUCUAUGUUCGUGAAUGUCGAGAGAUGGCUGUUGAUGGACGGAAGAUCUGGGUUGUGUUAGCUGAAAACGUGUCUGUUCCUCAGUUCCCUGAAAAGCCUGGAAUUACCAGAGUUAAAAGCUAUAAACAAAGUCUGGCAAUUGAAAGUGAUGGCAAGACUGGAUCGAAAGUCUAUAUGUACUAUUUUGAUAAUCCUGGUGGCAACAUUCCAUCAUGGCUGAUCAACUGGGCUGCCCAGAGUGGCGUGCCUGCUUUCUUGAAGGAUAUGCAAGAAGCUGGCCGUAAUUAUUCUAGGAGCAUGUAGGUCAAAGUUGAUCUGAAUUGUUUAAUUCCUAGAGCUUUGCACUUACAGGAGUGGCUGUUAUAUAUUACACUGGACAGAAUCUGCCUCUAA